CGAUGGUUACAAGAAAUUGUCAAUUUAUCAGUGACGGUGUCUGGAAAGGUCCUUUAGUAAAUUUUUGAAAAAAUGGCAAAAAGGAUUGCACAAAGCUCAAUUAACUGGGCUGCCCUCGCUGAGAGGGUCCCGCCCAACCAAAAAGCCAAUUUGGCUGCUUUCAAACUGAAGUCCGACACCUAUCUCCGAAGGGUGUUGGCUAACCCUCCCGAAGCGCCCAAGAUCAAUUGGUCGCAGUACAAGGCCGCCAUCGCCAUCCCCGGCAUGGUCGACAACUUCCAGAAGCAAUACGAGGCUCUGAAGAUCCCCUACCCAGCUGAUACACAGACAUCACAGAUUGAGGCUCAAUGGGCUGAGAUUCAAAAGGAAAUUCAAGCUUUUAUUAAGGAAUCUAAUGCUAACAUUUCCAAAUACGAGAAUGAAAUCGCUGAAACCAAGGCUCUGCUGCCGUUCGACCAGAUGACCAUGGAAGACUUCCGUGAUGCCUACCCAGAGCUGGCCAUAGAUCCCAUCAACAAGCCAACCUUCUGGCCUCACGAUGAGGAGAACCAGCUGGACUAUGUCGACCCCGACCAGAAGGCACCAGCUCAUUAAUUAUUUAAAUAAAUACAAUAUCUUUGAAAGUGUAAGCAAGUCGUUAUUAUUGAUGUAGUAAUAAAGUGAUGUCAACUAAA
Messenger RNA from Colias croceus (clouded yellow), 674 nucleotides. RefSeq names its product ATP synthase subunit d, mitochondrial (gene ATPsynD). Gene Ontology annotation, biological process: proton motive force-driven ATP synthesis. The transcript has 3 exons. Gene Ontology annotation, molecular function: proton transmembrane transporter activity. NCBI's taxonomy places the organism in Eukaryota, Metazoa, Arthropoda, Insecta, Lepidoptera, Pieridae. Bases 73 to 594 code for a protein of 173 amino acids. The record is from RefSeq and is a predicted model, not a curated record.